AUGGCAGUCUUGCUUCUCGUGACAGCUGCGAUUGCAGCGGUGGGAGGUGCUCUCGACCUGCCCUCCUUGAAAGGGCAGGCUCAGCUGCUGGGCUUCUCUGGCGACCAGACGAAUUACAACGAGUCUGCUCCCCACAUGCGCUGGACGGGCCAUGUUGGCGUACGCUUCCAACAUGCGCCGCAGGACACCGUGUUCGGCUUCACGCCCGACACGGUGCUAAGGCAGGAUAUGCAUGCGCUGGUGUCGACGCUGCUGGAGGGCAACAGCUUCCCUGGCAGAGUAUCGAACGACUUUCCAGACUUUGACGAUGCUGCACUGUCGCCUUUCGGGGUCGUCUUCGUGUUCUGGGACAUCACGGGCACCUGCAAAGAAAAAGACUGUGGACUGUCUUCUGUCAGGAAAGACAUGACUGACAUGAGCAAGUCCUACGCGUUUCCGCCAGAGGCACCACUCAAAUAUCGAGGAACAACAUACUCUGCUUGCACGACCUCCUGGGGCGAGACGUGCUUCAAUUGCGCAACAUAUCCCAAGUCAGUGGGGUUGCCAAUUCCCGAAGACACUGGGAUGCUGCCCGAAUAUUUGGAGAAGAUGGCUUUGUUGCAUGGCUCCUUUUGCAGAUGCUACAAAUCUGGCAGAUGGCAUUCGAAGUCUGAUUGCUGGGCUGAGAGAAACAGAGUUCUUUUCAACACCUGUACAUUUGAACAGCCAGUGGAAGACCUUUGA
Symbiodinium sp. CCMP2456 is the source of this 723-nucleotide messenger RNA. The record is from the annotation of a GenBank genome assembly. NCBI's taxonomy places the organism in Eukaryota, Dinophyceae, Suessiales, Symbiodiniaceae.